This is a messenger RNA of Cynoglossus semilaevis (tongue sole), 1040 nucleotides long. RefSeq names its product CD59 glycoprotein-like. The record is from RefSeq and is a predicted model, not a curated record. The transcript has 4 exons. Lineage: Eukaryota; Metazoa; Chordata; Actinopteri; Pleuronectiformes; Cynoglossidae. Bases 145 to 495 code for a protein of 116 amino acids.
AGCGCAAACAGAUUACAGUCGUUUAACUGACCAUAACAUCUGCUACUCCUGCAACUGAGGUCACUCUGACUGACCCUGUCUCUGACCUCGGAGUCUGAUCUUUUGACCUGUUUGUUUAACGCUCUACCUGCAGCUGAGGUGAAAAUGAAGCGCUUCCUGGGCAUCACUCUGAUGAUCUGCUGCUCUCUGAUUGGACUGGGUACAGCCAUCCGUUGUUACAGCUGUAAAGAUUACACCGGCAGCUGCAGCAAACAGCGCGACUGUAGUUACGACGACGCCUGCCUGAGUCUGUACGAAAGAGGAGGGAUGACAUACCGUCAGUGUCUUAAAUACACCGACUGCGACUACAAUCGCCUCAGUCAAAUGUUUCCUCAUGUUUCCAGCUUCACCUUCAAGUGCUGUAACUCUGAUCUUUGUAACUCCGCCCCCUCAACUGCAGCCAGCUCCCUGAUUGGUCUUCUUACCACAGGACUGGUCAUGUGGUGGAUGCACUGAGCUCCGCCUCUUGCCCGCAGCAGCAGCUUCUCUAAAUGGCCCUCACUUGUCAGUGUCUCUUCUCAAUGAUGUCAUUAACACGCCGAGUCAAAUGAUCAAAAACUAAUCUGGUUUUAAUCCUGCUCUGUCACAUGACCCAACGCUUGUUGGGUCACACAAUUAAAAUGUUAUUGAACAUAAUAAUUGAUGACAGUCCAGGUCUAAGUCUACGAUCAGGUCUAAGAUCUGUUUCAGAUUCACAACUAAGAUAAAGAUUAAGGGUUAGUGUAUUUACAGGUUUGACAUUUAGGUCUAAGACCAGUUCCUGGUGAGUUAUAGAGUUUUAAAUCUUGUGUAAUGCCAUGUCUAAGAUUAAUUUUAAAAUUGAGUAUAACAUCAGGUCUCACAUGAGGUCUCAAAACAGGUGGUCUAUGAUCUGGUAUUAAAUCAGGUGUAUGGUCAGAUUUGGGUCGAAAAUCAGGUCUGACCGUGGGCUCUAAGAUCAAGUCUCGAUCAGGUCUAUGUCUUUAAUUCAAGUCCGAGAUCUAUGAUCAGGUAAGAAAUCA